CAAACAUGCAGAGCGUAUUUACACCGCAAUGCUUGCUGGACCUUCUCCGUCAGCAUGCUUCAAAUGGACCAUGGUCCUUGGAUCGAUCAAUCUGAUGGGAGGAGGGGGCAUUGGGGGGGCUCUGUAUCAGAAGUCGUUUGAGCACAUUAGGAAUGCCUGCUAGAACUUGAAGCCAGACCUUCCUUGCACGACGCUUGCAUUAAUCAGCAAAUUGAACUUUUGGUGAAUUGAGCUCCUCAUCAAGCAGAUUCAAAUGGCCUCAACCAUGCACAUUGUAGCAGCGAGGCUGCCCGCUUCGACCAACUGCCCACAUUGCACCACACAGGGUCAACUCCAAGAGCCGCAAAGUACACUCAUUGGUACAAGCUUUCUACCUGGAUUUCCAAGAUGGUCACCAACAGCAACUUCAAGGAAUUGGAUCAACAAACAACGACGUGGGGCAGCGACAGCCAAGGCAGAAGCAGGCGAGCAUGUAUCUCGGAGAAGAGCCCUGCAGACUGCCCUUUUGACCAGCGUCAGUGCCUUGGUCCCAGCGCUGACUGAGGCUCAACCGAGCACAGCCGCUUCAGACGACCCGCGCCAGCAACUUCUGGACGCGAUCGCUGCCAAGAAGGGCGUUCAAGAAGCGAUCGAUCGCAUUGCAGAGAUCAACCCAACUCCAAAGCCCAACAAGUCGGACAAGGUUGACGGCAAGUGGAAGCUGUUGUGGAGCUCGGACGUCGCUGAGGUCAGCAAGGUGACAAGGUUUCUACCGAUCGGCGCCGAAAGCUUCCAGCUAAUCGGUCCGGGCGGUGGUAUCGGGAAGGGCCGCGCCCAGAAUAUUGUAUCGAUUGGGGGCGGAGCGGUGCAGCUGAAGCUGACGUCAGCAUGCGUCCCUGACGAGAAGAACGACAAGGACUUCGUCGUCGGGCCGCCAUUCAAACUGGAGCUGUUCCUGGGCUCGAAGGCGCUGCCAAUCUCUGAAGUAAAAGACACAAAUAGUGAAAGAACGCCGAUUCUAGGCAACGAGUUGAACUACUUUGAGCAGGUUUACCUCGAGGACUCAGGGAAGCCCGGAGAUCUGCGCGUUAGCAGAGUGCUGAUUGGAGACGACCGGGUUGUGGGCAGUAUCUUUGUACAUGAGCGGGUGUAGUGCGUGCCGUUUUAUCAGAGAUUAAUAUUCAUCGUGCAACGAUUCAGUCAGAUUGUUUAAGGCUAUGGCCGGAGGUCGUUUGCGUUGCCUGCUUGCGUGGUUACAUAGAUCGAACAUGCAUGGAUUGCUAAGUGUAGAUGCAACAUUGUGAUGCGUCAAGAAUCCCGAUCAUUUUCAGCGGAGAAGAUUCUCAAACGUC
Klebsormidium nitens is the source of this 1331-nucleotide messenger RNA. Lineage: Eukaryota; Viridiplantae; Streptophyta; Klebsormidiophyceae; Klebsormidiales; Klebsormidiaceae. The record is from the annotation of a GenBank genome assembly.